AUGAAGUGCUUCGUGCCGACCUGCCGCAGUGAAUUCACUCGCAACUCCAAGAAAAACGGAUGGAAAUCCAAACAUCGAUUUCCUAAAAAUACCGCGCAACGUUAUGGCUGGUUGCAGGCUAUAGCUAAUGCGGAAAACAUUACAAUUAACGUCGAAAGCAUAAACUUCCGAACAGCACGAGUAUGUUCGGAACACUUCACGGACUCUUCGUUUUGUUUCCGGAAAAGCAAGAGGUUUCUCACCGACGAAGCAGUUCCGACAGUGUUUCAAAGCAAUAAAGAAAAUUGCAGCGAAUUUCUUGUAUCCGAACUGGCUGGUUCGGUUACCACACAACAGCUGGAUUCUGGCCCAGUUAGCGAUACUCAUCAGGAUCAUCGACGAUCCGGCUUUGGCAGUAUACAACGUACCUUCAAUGUGGGUGCGGAUCAGCUGCUUCCUCAGCACCGUACACUUCGUUCUCCCAUUUCAAACAAUCUCGAGCACCACCAUUCGAUCAAACACCACAACAACAAUUUGCUGGAUGCCUCCACCAAAACUGCCAACACGGAUGAAUCAGGUGCAUCUGCGCCAACUGCACAGAACAAAGUCGGUACAGAAAACGGUAAUCGUAGAAGACGCAUCCGUUAUGCCGGUGACCUCGUUGGAUACGACCCAACAGACGCAGAGAAGGUCAUUGCUCUGCCUAAGGUUCAAGCACAAUUGCAACGGUCCCAGAAAACUGUGAAACAGCUUAGAUCUAAGGUGAAAAGACUUAAAGAUAAACUACAGAGCAUGGAAGAACUAUUGGCGAAGUUAAAUUCUAAGAAGCUCCUCUCGGACACGGCAAAUUCUUUUUUGCAGGUAGCUAGAAAACUAUAUCGAUUCUUAACCAGGGUAGAUGUACCAAUAAUCGUGCUUAUUGUUAGUAUUGUUGAUAUGUAUUAUUUAUAUAGUAUUAGUAACCUAUUGAAACAAUAA
Molecule: messenger RNA, 957 nt
Organism: Aedes albopictus (Asian tiger mosquito)
Lineage: Eukaryota; Metazoa; Arthropoda; Insecta; Diptera; Culicidae
Exons: 3
Coding region: 1-957 (318 amino acids)
Source: RefSeq, a predicted model, not a curated record